CACUUCCAGCCUUGACACCUUUGCAUCUCCCUGGCCACGUCUCGCGGUGGCGCUUGGAACGCCAUGCUGUCUCUUCGGGCGGUGCUGUGGCUGCUUUUAGGCCAAGCUCAUGUCGCGCAUGCAGACGUGAACUGCUCCCGGAGCAACUGCGCCCACGCGGACUUCCUGUGCGGAGAAUUUCGGGAACCCUGCAAGGCCCUUGGACCGCCCUCUUUUGGGAUCCAGCUUUGGCAAACUGCAGUGUCCUUUUUUGCGCCGAACCGCAGCUACAGGCGCAUUGAGCAAAGCCACUUCGACCAGGCGGCCUGCGAAGCAGGCAACGCCUGGAUCGAGGUGAUCUACGAGGGCUCUUGGCAAGAGCAUGGAGGAUCCCCUCACGUGCUUUCCACUUCAUUAGCUUCCAGGAGAGUCACGAGCACCAUCGUUAGGCUGCUGGAGGAGCAGCCGUGCCUCACACCAGUGAACAUCCUACCACCUGCAAGGUGCUUCGAUGCCGGCGCCGUGCUGGAGGCUGCGUGCCCCUGCAAUGGUCGGAACUGGACCAGCGGGAAUGCGACGAACAUCAGCGUGUUCUGUUCUCCACAGGAGUGCCCCCUCAUCCAUGAGGUGUACUUGACAAAGACGCAGUACUUCUCCUACAAUGCCUCCGAGGCACAGGCAUGCUUCCUCAGCGCCAACAGUGACCAGGGGCUGGGAUGGCAAAGUCCCCAGGACGUGUGCUUGGACCGGCUGGGCUUCCUGAGCUGCCCAGCAAGCCCGCUCACGGUUUCCAAAACCGCGCUUUCCUGGCAUUUUGGCGUGCUCCCUUUGGCUCUCCUCAGCCUGCUCUGAGGGGGGUUUGGGCCCAUUCCGAGAAGGCAGACGAACUUCUCAAGUUAAUGGUGAACCACUGAUCGUGAGUGGCAGCAGCACCAGAUAUAGGACCAGAUGCCGCAGGCAGAUCAUAUUGUAUCAUUCUGAUUCGAAAUAUACCAAUCAAAUCUGGCACUCGGAC
Molecule: messenger RNA, 994 nt
Organism: Durusdinium trenchii
Lineage: Eukaryota; Dinophyceae; Suessiales; Symbiodiniaceae
Source: the annotation of a GenBank genome assembly